AUGGCUGCUGAUGGCGAAGAUGUUGGACCCAAAAUACCCCCCAUUUACCCUAAAACCAAGGAUGUAGAAAAGGCCACCGUAUCCUAUGAUGAUGUCGAUUUUACCAGUGGCUUUGAGACACAAUAUCAAGAGGAAUAUCGUCCCCUGAAGCCAAAAAUUACCGUCCCACCCCGACAAAAUCCGUCAACAAUGUGGUAUCGUGAUUUGAAAACCAUUCUCAUUGUGGUCCUUUUAAUGGCCAUCUUCCUUUUUGGCACCAUUCUUCUGACCAAAUUGGUAUUUACAACAAAUCCGUUGUAUGUCUUUGCCAUAACAUCCGUCUACGUGAUAUUGGCCAUUAUUGGGAUUGUUAUCGAAGUGAAGUCGGUGCACGUACGUUGA
Molecule: messenger RNA, 381 nt
Organism: Musca vetustissima
Lineage: Eukaryota; Metazoa; Arthropoda; Insecta; Diptera; Muscidae
Exons: 1
Coding region: 1-381 (126 amino acids)
Source: RefSeq, a predicted model, not a curated record